AGAAUCAUUCCUCUAAAACCACCCCCUCAUUGGAUAAGCUUAUCGUCCUAGAAGUGAAGGGUCUGGCCAAUAUUACAGGCAAAGCCUCAGAGGCAAAACUUGAUCCCAGCUCCUGUGUGGAGCUGAAGAAAGCAACACCCACUGAAGUAGUCAAUUGGUUUGGACCCUCCCUCCCUCACAAGUGACUCGGAGCAAACUUCAGAGGCAGAAUUUGAACCGAGGUCCCCUGGCUUCCUUCCAGUCUAGACCCCUGUGCGGGGCUUUCCCCCCUAGCCCACUCAAGGCCAGUCUCGCCCACUCGGAACGGAGGGGCUUCCGGGAAGGGCGGACUUACCUGCCCACUACCAGGCUGGCGUUCUCCAGCACGGCCAGGCUCCGCAUCGCCUCCCCUACCAGAGUGAGAAGACGUCACCAUGGCAUCAAGCUUAUUACCAGUAAAACUGACCGCUUCGAAAGAAGAAGAAGAAAAACUAAGAGAGAUUUUCCUUUCCCCAACAGAAAAGUCAAAGAAAGUCAGAAGAGAAAGCACCAUGCCUUAUACAUACUACUUAGAAGAUAUAUUUCUCUUCAAACAAAAAGAAGCCAAAGAAAAAGAAAAGGUAAAAUGUUUGAACCGAAAAAGGAAAGUAUGUGAAAAAACUACUUUUUCAUCCAGAAUGAAGAAUCGAUCACAUCUGGCAGAAAUAAAUAUCCCCAUUGAAUCAGCUGCUCGUGAAAUGGGGCUAGAUUCCACUCUCAUCCUCAGCUUUGUAGACAGAGGUGCAGACUCCAAAAAGUCCAUACAAGAAUUUAUUCGUGAUCAGAGAGAAAGGUUUAUGCUGGAGUACACAUUAGCCACCAAAAGGAAGACAAUAAUGCAGCUUCAGAGAAGUAUGGAGAUGAAGGAACAGCAACUCCUUAAUGCAGAAAAAAAGCUUCAAGAAGAUGCCUACGCUUUUGAAGAAUUUCUCCGAGAAAAUGACCAGAAAUCAGUAGAUGCUUUGAAAAUAGCAGCACAGGAAACCAUAAGCAAACUCCAAAUGGCUGCAGAGUUAAAGAAGGCCAACGUGGAAAUCCAUUUGGUAAAAAGUGAAAUUAUAAAAAGUGAAUUCCUCCUCAGGGAGUACUUGAAAUAUGGAUACUUUUUAUUGAAAUUAUCUCCUAAGUCCUGGCAAGAGGAGCAAGCAGCAAAAAGAGAGAAUUUAAAAGCUAAAGAAAUUGUCCCUACCCUUCCAAAACUGGUCUCAAAAGAGUCAGUAAAGUCAAUAAAGAAGACAAAAACAGACAAAGAAAGUGCAAAGAAAGGAUUUGGAACUCUCCCACCUUUGGAUUCCGCGUCAUUUGUCUCAAAGAGUCAAGGGUCCAAAGAAAAGAUCCAUACGGCCAGGAAGAUGUCGUUUAUGGAUGAUAUUGGUCCUACAAUAAAUCUUCAACAGGACUUUGGGGCAUCUGAGGGGCUGUUUGCCUUCCGAAGAAAGAAAAGCUUGGAAGAUGAGAAAAGGGGGAAAAGAAACGCAUAUGACAGAAGGAAACCCCCAUCACCAAAUGCUGCAAGUAUAAGUUCAGAAGAAAGUUUUGACUUCAGUCUUGAUGAAAUAGACUACGAUAUGGAACCAGAGCUUUACUUCAAAGAACCAGAGGAGCUGCUCCGCGUCCUCACUGAGUUGGAAGAGCAGAAUCUUACUUUGGUACAAUAUUCCCAAGAUGUUGAUGAAACGCUGGAAGAUGUAUCAAAAAGAGAAAAAGCUAUAGAAGAUAAAGUGAAUAGCAAUAUAGAGAUUCUAAUGGAACAAAAAGAAAUCCUUAAGAGUUUCUGUGCUCGAGAGGAAGAAAAAGCAGCAGAAUUGGAAUUAAGGUCACGGCUAUUUAAUUUUGGAGAGUUUAACUCAGAAGUUCAGGAAAGACUGAUAGACUCCCUAAGUAAAAAAGUCAACCAAGUGUACAAGGUCUGCAUCGGAGAGGUGGAUGUGGCCAACCUCAACCCAGUUCAAAAGUUGGUCAAAGUAGAGUCUCGACUGGUGGAGCUGAGUGACCUGAUUGAAACGGUUCCUAGAGAUAUCAUCGAAGUCAUUGAAAAGGCGAAACAGCGAGAAAGACGACAAAAAAUGCGUGAAGAGAAGCUGAAAGAAAAACAAAGAAGCCAGGAAGAAAAAAUAAGACUUGCCUUAGAAAGAGCAGUAUCAGGACCAAAGAAAAAGACGGGAAGGAGACUUGUAUUUCGUUCACAACCUCUUGCGGAUAUCAAACAAGAAAUACUCUUUGUCGAUGAUACAAAGUCAAAAUUAUUUGAGGACCAGUAUUUUUUUAGUUAAACAAAGUCAGUCAGACACAUA
Molecule: messenger RNA, 2312 nt
Organism: Monodelphis domestica (gray short-tailed opossum)
Lineage: Eukaryota; Metazoa; Chordata; Mammalia; Didelphimorphia; Didelphidae
Source: RefSeq, a predicted model, not a curated record